Messenger RNA from Mizuhopecten yessoensis (Yesso scallop), 3897 nucleotides. Its product is annotated as tripartite motif-containing protein 2-like. Gene Ontology annotation, biological process: positive regulation of DNA-templated transcription. The coding region runs from base 466 to 2310 and encodes 614 amino acids. The record is from RefSeq and is a predicted model, not a curated record. The transcript has 4 exons. Gene Ontology annotation, molecular function: ubiquitin-protein transferase activity; zinc ion binding. Lineage: Eukaryota; Metazoa; Mollusca; Bivalvia; Pectinida; Pectinidae. Gene Ontology annotation, cellular component: nucleoplasm; chromatin.
CCCCAUCCGUGGGUAUACUUAUUUCAACACUCAUAGAGGUGGUGGCUAUACCAUCUCUGCCAGUCUUAUCCUAACAUUCGUCCCAAUAGCUAGUUAUUUUCUCUCUCUCACGUCUGCCGUACGACAGACAUUUUGUUUUGCGCGCGUGCAGUGCUCGUGAAGUGGUAUAUAUAUAUAUAACAGACAAAAUGGCUGCGGUAUAGCGUGAAUCAUCUCUCUACCAUAUACAUGACUAAGUAACUAGUGUUGUUGGUGUGUUUGAGCUAACAGAGAUAACCAGAAGGAGUGUUUUAUCUUCGCUGCUCAGGGGCUACAACUUUCGUAAUACACUACUCGGAGCCAACUUACAAAGUAACCUAUCCGUCAGUGCACGGCAGUAGACAUGGCCGUCUCAAUGGAAUAAAAAGGAACAGGUUUUUAAAAAAAUAUCCUGUUCCAAUUUCCUGGGAUUGUUUAACUCUUGCAAUGGACGACGCGGAUAUAAUACAAAAAAUAGGAAAGAAAAGGUAUCGACGGAGACUUGAGCGAGACAGAUAUUACACUACGUCCAUUGACUACAACACACUCAACAAUAUGACGAACCAAACUACAUCAACUGGCGGGAAGCUUGCGCAGGAGAUUAACGACGAAUUCCUCACGUGCAAGAUUUGCCUUGAAGGAUUCAAGAGCCCCAAGUGUCUAGAUUGUCUGCACACGUUCUGUGAGCAAUGUAUCGACAAUCAUAUUAUGACGGAAUGCACGUAUAAGAAAUAUAGCGAUUAUCGGGAAUUUACGUGCCCUUUGUGCCGGAAGCGGACUCAACUGCCGCUAGGGGGCGUCAAGAAGUUGCCGGACAACUUCCUGGUAUCGAGCCUUGGCGAGGUAGUAGCAAGGCAGAAACCGUCCAAAUUUCCUUUCUGUGACAUCUGUAAACUUGUCAAUCGAAAGCAUCGUGAGGCUUCAUCGAAAUGUCUGGAUUGUAACAAACUGUUGUGUAAAAAUUGUGUGGAGUUACAUCGAGAAACGAAAGUCACGAAGAAUCACAGCAUAUUUGAUGUGGAUAUAGAGAAGGAUAUUGAGUGUAAGGAGCACCAGGAAGAGGUUGUCCGGUUCUACUGUGAACCAUGUGAGGCUUGUAUCUGUGUUCUGUGUACCUUCAAUGAGCACAAAGACCACGAAAUCACCCAAUUUUCGGAUGCCGUAGAAAAGUAUAAGGAAAGUAUUCAAAAGCUGUUAAACUGUUGUAAAAGCAAACUGGAGGUGUACGAUCGUCAGCUUCUUGCUCUUACAACGUGUGAGAGUACCAUCAAAACCGCUGAGCAGAAGAUUCGCGAUACCGCUAUUCAGUUCAUAUCUGAUAUAAGAAAUAGAGAAAAGCAACUUAUUGAUGACCUGCAUUUUGAAUACGGACCAAUGGUUAUGGACUAUGUCAACAAAAGAAGCGACCUUCAGGUAAAUGUUGACAGUCUAAAAAGUACAUGCAGUUUGACAGAGCUUGUAUUGAAAGGAAAGGAUAUAGAACUUCUUCUCUUGAAGAAACAGGUUCAGGAGAAAUUAUCGUGUCUUGCGGAAAUUGAAUUAAAAGAUCUGCCGAACACCGUAUUGAAGGAAAUAUCUUUCGCUGCUGGCAAUUUGGAUAUGGGUCAGCUUCACGAAUCAGAUAAGCCAAUUGUUUCGAAGCCACCAAGAUCCUACUCUGGCGCUGCUCCAAUGCCAAAAGUCAGCACCAGCACUGUUACUACGCAGACAGAAGAAACAGAAGAGUCACAAUCGGGCCCGAAACCGGUUUUGGCGAAUCAAUACAUUCAAACUGAUGUAUAUGGCAGUGCUAAGAACAACUAUGACACCAAGUCGACCGAAACUGAGCACGUUGAAACCUUGGAGAAGGGCGUAAACACCAGAUCUCGAAGUCUUCAAAGUCUGACGUCACAACUACAGAGGACAAACUCUGAGGAUGUCGCCAGUCCGGAAGCAACAAGUCCAGAUCCGGUUUCUUCUUCAGGACAGGAAGCGCGAAGAAAUCGACGCCGUCGGGAGAGACAGAAGGUUGAGGUUUCGUCCCGGCCCACGACAAACAACCCAUCUAAUACCAUAAUCAAUGGUUCUCCACGCCUCGGUGUUGUCAUGUUCGUGUCAGUAGUCUGUCGGAGUGUAUGCAGUAGAAACCCCGACUUAUACCAGAUAUAUACCAAGAUAGCUAGGAGUAUGUCGCCAAGGAUCUGUCCCGAGCUCCAAACGUAUACCCAAACCGAGGUUGCGGCACGUGGCUUAAGAACGUCUGAGACCAACGUAAAUUUUGACCUUCAAGACGGCGGCGAUGAACAUGCAUGAAAAAAGGCUGAAUUUAUCAGCCGUUAUCACGUACUUGGCGUCGUUCAGAAUCAUUCAAAAUGACGACAGGACAACAACGGAAGUAUUGAUAUGUAACGGCCGAUAACUCCAGACUAUAUGUAUGACCAAACUGCAUUUUUAUAAAUACUCUUUUGUAUUUUGCUUUCGUUUAAACUACUAUUUUAUUUCUGUGAAGCGCUACUGAACGAUAUAAGCUUUCCUAUUUUUUUUAUUUUUUUUCCAUUUUUUAUAUACUCUUUAUUAACCUCAACCAACCAUAUCGACUAUUUAUACUCGCCAAUGCCUAGAUAGAAAUCGUCAUUGGACAUUUGAAUCUUAUUUGAAUGACAAAUAUGUCUAAGAUUUGUUGUCCUCUUGUAUGUAUACAUCGUGACGGCGUCAAAGUUUAUUUGGGAGCAGACGUUCGGAGCAUGUUGUUUUCAUUAUUUUGUAUCCAAAGAUGUAACUAGUUAUUAAUUAUUAUAUCAUUCGUCAGUAAACGUGCUAAGCGUUGGGACAGAUCCGAUAGUCUAACCAUCAUUAUCCAGCAUGAUUUACCUGUUAAGUAGAUAAUCUUACUUUACCUUUUCUGCCUCUCUUACCUCAUUUGUUUGUUAAAUUUCAACAUAACAUACAGUUUUACGUAGUUAAGUUAUUUAUACAGUCAACUCACCAAUUCAAUAAAAUAUCUGUGAUGGUCAGUUCGUGUUUUGUUCUCGUGCAUUUCUAUUGGUAAUUAGUAAAACGAUACUAAACAUGAAGUAUUAAUAAACACCGUCUCAAAUAACUCAAUAAACCCCGUCAUUAACAAAUCACUUCGAAAAUCAAUAUUUUAUAAACCAUGUCAGUCAUACAAACAUUAUUAAAACAAACCAUACACAUAAUGUCACCAAGCUUAUGUCUUUACUAUCUAUAACACUGAGUAGAAGUAGACCUCCAAUACGCAUGUCCGUACAGCUGCAUGUCAAAUAGAUUUAGUAUCGUACACAUCCGCCGGAAGUAUCAAAGAUGGCGGACGACUACCAAAAGUGUAAAUAAACGAGCUCCUUGUUUCUAUACGCAUGACUGCAUACAGUAAACAGUAAAAUGGACAUGCGAUAAGAUAUGUUAUCCGUAGUUCCACUACUCCGUAGAGUCAUCAUUGUAACAACGUAUUUCAAUAAUGCAUGAUAUUCCCUGUAUAUCUUGUAUAACACAUAACUAUCGUGAAAUUUCAGUCAAUGUAUUAUUAAAGCUUCCAUAUUGAAGAUCCAUCCUUAAAAAAAAUGUGUAGAAUGGACAUGUUUUCUGGACUGAAAAAAUGUUUGAGUGGAUUUUACAAGUGUACAACUUACCUGUAUCUCUGGAGCUGAAUGAGACCGCGUAUCGUUCAUUCCACAUUGUUUACCUGGGACUGGUGUACCUGUUUCGCAGUUGUCGCCCUUGGUGUUCAAAGAAUACGGAGUAUAUGAAAGUUGUAUACGAAGUGACUGAAGUAUGUCGUUUAGUUAUAUUAUGGGAUGUAUUAAACAUACGCGAUGUAUAGAGAGAGUCAGCAGUAUGUUAAUUGAAUCAAGCAUAUUACUUAAUACAGUGUUGAAAAUACAG